GCUUAAAAUAAGAUUGAAUACACUAUACCCUGACGAAAUUAGGACAAAAUUUCACACCCAAAAUAACAAUAAAGUAUUUUGAUUUCACAAGGUAUAGUCAAAAAGAAAACCAACCCAUUAAAGCCAACUCACAAACAACUCAAAAACAUUCUUUCUCCCUUUAAACUAAGUACAGCUCCAGACAAAGCAGGUGAAUUUUUUUUGUUCUUGAGAGGACAUCAUCUUGCUUUUCUUCUCUCACCUUUUACCUUUCUUCUUUCCAAUUUAUGGAUGCUACUACUCAAUGGACGCAGGAUAUUGGACUUGUAACAUCCAUGGCUGCAGAAAUAGCUCAACCUAAUGUUACAUGUUCAAAACCAUCUUCUACACUGGAGAAAAAAGUCAGACCACAAAAAGAUCAAGCGGUAAAUUGCCCACGGUGCAAUUCAACAAAUACCAAGUUUUGUUACUACAACAACUACAGUCUUACUCAACCAAGAUAUUUAUGCAAGACUUGUAGAAGGUAUUGGACAGAAGGUGGUACUCUAAGAAAUAUUCCAGUUGGAGGUGGUUCAAGGAAGAAUAGGAGAUGUUCAUCUUCAUCAUCAUCAAUAUCAACAUCAUCUUCCCAAAAGCUUCCUGAUCUAAAGCCUAAUCUAAGUCUUUCUCAUCAAAACCCUGAUUAUAAGAUUAAUCUUGGAAGUAACCAAGAUCUUAAUCUAGGGUUCCCAUCUAUUAUACAUGAUCAUAAUAAUUACUUCCAUGGUGUUCCUCAGUUUCUUGAAUUUCCUAAAAUGGAAAGGGGCAAUAGUGGAAUCGAUCAGUCAACUUCAACUUCAAAUACUACUCCAGUUUCGGCCCUGGAUCUUCUUAGGACCGGAAUUGCCUCAAGAGGGUUAAGUUCAUUUAUCUCAUCACCAGCACCGGAUUUAAACGCUUUGUACACAUCAAGUUUUUCAAGUGGGGUUCAACACAAUGGUGCAAAAAUGAUGUUCCCAUUUGGAUGCUUGAAUAAACAAUUUUCAGAUAGAAGUGUUGAAGCAGAAAAUCAUAAUAAUGAGAGUAAGGGGCAGGAGAAUAAUUCAAGUGCUGGAUAUUGGAAUACUGGAAUGUUAGGUGGAGGAGGAUCCUGGUGAAGGCAAUAUUGUGCAAAAACCUCACUUUGUAAUUCUUGUUUGUUUUUUUUUUUUCGGUGUUGUAAUAUUAUUUUUAUAUCAUUUGACAUGCUUUGAUCAUUAAUUUGUUUGGAAUUAAGAUAGAAGAUACAUCUGGUUUCAUUGUUUGACACUUACUAUUUAUCAGUGUUUCUAAUAUUGGAUCAUAACCACGUAAUCGCUGCUGAAUUGUUAUUUUCA
Messenger RNA from Lycium barbarum (goji berry), 1334 nucleotides. Its product is annotated as dof zinc finger protein DOF2.5-like. The coding region runs from base 267 to 1115 and encodes 282 amino acids. NCBI's taxonomy places the organism in Eukaryota, Viridiplantae, Streptophyta, Magnoliopsida, Solanales, Solanaceae. The transcript has 3 exons. Gene Ontology annotation, molecular function: DNA-binding transcription factor activity; DNA binding. Gene Ontology annotation, biological process: regulation of DNA-templated transcription. The record is from RefSeq and is a predicted model, not a curated record.